Messenger RNA from Pseudovirgaria hyperparasitica, 1355 nucleotides. RefSeq lists its product as uncharacterized. The transcript is spliced from 2 exons. The coding region runs from base 245 to 1036 and encodes 263 amino acids. Gene Ontology annotation, biological process: peptidyl-proline hydroxylation to 4-hydroxy-L-proline. Gene Ontology annotation, molecular function: procollagen-proline 4-dioxygenase activity; L-ascorbic acid binding; iron ion binding. Lineage: Eukaryota; Fungi; Ascomycota; Dothideomycetes; Acrospermales; Acrospermaceae. The record is from RefSeq and is a predicted model, not a curated record. Gene Ontology annotation, cellular component: endoplasmic reticulum.
GUGUGAAGUGCCGUCGAGCAAGUUUGUCGGUUUUUGUCGCAAGGAAAAGGGCAUGUACAGUUGGCUCAUAUUGGAGACGAGUGUGUAUGUAAAGUCUGUGUUGAAAACCGUGGUUCACUUCAUGCCUACUGCUUCCGAUAUGAGCGACUAAAGGAUAUCGAGGCUUUAUGACUGACGGAGUCGCUCAGGCAACAGUCUUAGACUCAAGGACUGUUUCGCCUGAAUACUGGUAUUGCCGUCAACAAUGGCUCCCAAAAGCAAAAAGAAUGAAAAGUCCUCAGUGACAUCCGCGAGGGCUACAACAGCUGACGUGAAGCUCCCUUCAUGGCCGCCCUUCAAACCAUUGCUACCGGAAGUGGAUCUCCGACUUCACGAACUAGUUCCAAACCAGAUCUUGACUGUGUCGAAUCUCUUUAGCUCGAAGCUUUGCAAAGAAUACGUAAAUUUCUUGAGCUCACUACCAAUGGUCACUACGCCUGGAAAACCAAAGAAGGGAGAGGCAGUGCGCGUGAACGACCGCUUCCAGGUCGAUGACGCCGCAUUUGCUGAGCGGCUAUGGUGCGAGACAGCCUUGAGGAAUCUCAUUAUGGGCGUCAAUCAGGAGGGCGCUCUACCAUUGUCUGAUGAUGGGCUGGAGAAACUCUGGGGCGGCUACGUGGUUGGUCUCAACCCAAACAUCCGGAUCUACCGGUACAGCAAAGGGCAGUUCUUUGAUCAACACUACGACGACUCGAACAAUGUCGUCCUGCCUGGGACACCUUCGGUACCCGCUCGUACUACAUGGACCUUGCUACUCUACCUGACAUCACCUGCAACAGGAUGCAUUGGAGGGGAGACAGUGUUUUAUCCUGAAGAUGAUCUGCCUAAAAAGUCGAAAGCUGCCAAGAAUCAAACAGUGGGGCCCGUUGUUGUCGGACUAGAGGCUGGCAUGGCAUUACUCCAUCGCCACGGGGCCGAAUGCAUGCUUCACGAAGGACGAGAAGUUAUACAGGGCGAAAAGUGGGUCAUCAGGAGUGAUCUUUGCGUUCAACGCUGAACCAUGGAGAUCCUUUCGCGGAUGACGUCUCGCCUUCGAUGAUAUCCUAUCCAGCAAUCCAUGUACACCUAGGCUGAAUUAGGGAAGUGGACGGCAGUCACGACGAAGAUCAGAGGCGCAGAAAAGCUUCACAUCCACAAUUCUUCUUUGGGGCGCUGGUCGCAUAUGGACCAUAGUAGAGACAAGCGACGGUCUGACUGACGGUUAGGGGCUCAUGUUUUACGACGAGUAAACCCAACAAACUUGCGAUCGUACCGUUCCGUUUCCAAUCAACAUUUGACGACUCUAUUUAUCAACAAGAGAAACAGUCAUGUUUUGU